This is a messenger RNA of Dipodomys ordii (Ord's kangaroo rat), 3078 nucleotides long. RefSeq names its product centrosomal protein 112kDa (gene Cep112). The transcript has 27 exons. Bases 65 to 2926 code for a protein of 953 amino acids. The record is from RefSeq and is a predicted model, not a curated record. Lineage: Eukaryota; Metazoa; Chordata; Mammalia; Rodentia; Heteromyidae.
UCGGCGGCGGCGUUGGCGGCCGGGCGGAAGGCUUGCGUGUGGGGGCGGCAGGUUGGGUUUUGAAAUGGGAAGUGAAGAAGAAAAAUGGGAGAGACUGGAUGCAGAAUUCGAUCACUUUGUGGUUGAUAUGAAGCCCUUUGUUCUAAAAUUACCCCAUAGGUCAGAACGGCAGAGAUGUGCUCUAUGGAUUAGAAAGUUGUGUGAGCCUUCAGGAACAGGUGCAGGAGUCAUGGGCAGGAAGAAUCGGAACUUGUAUGCAAAAUUAUUAUUACAUAUGCUUAAACGAGGAGUGCUUGAAGGCCCUUUUACACACCGUCCUGAGCCAGGGACACUAAAAACAUUACCAUCAUACAUGUCCAUCUAUUUUGAUGAACCAAAUCCAGCACAAGCAAAAGGCUCAAGUCCAGAACAGUUACCUGACUGGGUACUGGGUGAACUGAACACAAGUGAGCGCAGAUUAAGUGAAUCAUGGAAUCUUUCUUCUGGAGAAGAUAGCACAUCAGUGCUGUUGCCAGCAGAUGCUCACAGUGGAGAACAUUACACUGAGAAGCCUCGAAUAAGAUCACAUUCUAUAAGUCCAACUCACAGAGAAGAUGGAGAAAAUAUUACCCCAAAGAACUGUGAAGUUCAUUUUAAAAAAUCUUCUGUUUCUUUGGAUGACAGUGACAUUGAAGCUCGUCUUAAUAGUUGGAAUCUUGGGAUAGAAAAUCCUCGGUAUCUGAGACAGAAGCCUCUCCCAGUUUCUCUGAUGACCUCCAAGUUCAGCCUGAGAAAGUCCACCAGUCUCCAUGAUGACCAUUUUCUAUCUCGGAUGCAUGAAAAAGAGUUGGACAUGAAAACAAAAAUGAUGGAAGCAAAAUUUCAUGAAGAAAAGCUUAAGCUACAACAGAAACAUGAUGCUGAUGUUCAGAAGAUUUUAGAAAGAAAGAAUAAUGAAAUAGAAGAACUGAAAACUUUAUACAGAAAAAAACAAAAUGAAACUGAAGAGACUAUAAGAAAGCUUGAAAAGAAAGUUCAGGCCCUUAUACGUGACUGCCAAGUUAUCAGAGAGACUAAGGAAAACCAGAUUAUAGAGCUCAAAAAGAUAUGUGAACAAAGUGCAGAAUCUCUGAAUAAUGACUGGGAGAAAAAGCUCCACAAUGCUGUAGCAGAAAUGGAAAAGGAAAAAUUUGAGCUUCAAAAACGACACACUGAGAAUAUUCAAGAACUGCUUCAGGACACAAAUGUACGUUUGAAUAAAAUGGAGAAUGAAUACAUGGCACAAACACAGUCAACAAACCAUGUGGUAAAAGAGCUGGAAGCCCGUGUGCAGCAGCUGACUGGAGAAGCAGAGAACAGUAAUUUACAGAAGCAGAAAUUAAUUCAAGAUAAAAUGGAACUUGAAAGAUGUUAUCAGAUAACACGUAGUGAAUUACAAGAACUAAAGGCAAGGCACAACAUACUUCAUGAAGAAAAAGAGCAUCUUGUAAAUGAUUAUGAGCAAAAUAUGAAACUAUUACAAAUCAAACAUGAUACUGAUAUGAACCUCUUGAAACAAGAACAUUCCCUCUCAACUUCUAAGACAUCUGGUAUGAUUGAAGAAUUAGAACAAAAUAUCUGUCAAUUAAGGCAGCAGGUACAGGAAUCAGAACUUCAAAGGAAGCAGCAGAUCAUUGAUCAAGAAAGCAAGUUUCAAAUGGAGAAAAAUAAUUUAAAACACACCUAUGAAAAAAAGGUUCAUGAAUUACAGAGUGAGUUUGAAAAAGAAAAAGAAGAUGCACAAAAGAAAGUCCAUAAAUUUGAGGAAGCAUUGAAGGAGAAAGAGGAGCAGCUCACUCGUGUGACUGAAGUACAGAGGUUGCAGGCCCAGCAGGCAGACGCUGCUCUGGAAGAGUUUAAGCGGCAGGUGGAGCUGAACUCAGAGAAAGUCUAUGCCGAAAUGAAAGAGCAGAUGGAAAAAGUGGAAGCAGAUCUAACUAGAUCCAAGUCUCUUCGUGAGAAACAAUCAAAGGAGUUUUUCUGGCAGCUAGAGGAUGUCAAACAGCGAUAUGAACAGCAGAUAGUAGAGCUGAAGCUGGAGCAUGAACAGGAGAAGACGCACCUAUUACAGCAGCAUAACGCAGAGAAGGAUAGCCUAGUCCGAGACCAUGAACGGGAAAUUGAAAACCUGGAGAAACAGCUUCGCGCUGCCAAUAUGGAGCACGAAAAGCAAAUUCAAGAGUUCAAGAAGAGAGAUGCACAGGUCAUUGCGGAUAUGGAGGCCCAGGUUCACAAAUUGAGAGAAGAACUGAUUAACGUGAACUCUCAGAGGAAGCAGCAGCUGGUAGAGCUUGGUCUUCUUCGUGAAGAAGAAAAGCAAAGAGCUGCAAGGGACCACGAGACUACUGUCAACAAGCUGAAGGCUGAAUCAGAAAAGAUGAAAAUGGAGCUGAAAAAGACUCAUGCAGCUGAGACAGAGAUGACUCUGGAAAAGGCCAACAGCAGGCUGAAGCAGAUUGAGAAGGAAUAUACUCAGAAGCUUGCCAAAUCUUCCCAGAUCAUAGCAGAACUUCAGACAACCAUUUCCUCUCUGAAAGAGGAAAGCAGCCGGCAGCAGCUUGCUGCAGAAAGGCGGCUCCAGGAUCUUGUACAAAAGUUUGAAGAUGAGAAGAAGCAGCUGAUUAGAGAUAAUGACCGAGCAAUCAAGGCUUUACAAGAUGAACUUGAAAACCGCUCUAGUCAGGUGCGAUGUGCAGAAAGAAAACUUCAGCACAAAGAACUGGAGUCCCAGGAACAGAUGACUUACAUACGACAAGAAUAUGAACUGAAACUUAAAGGGCUGAUGCCAGUAUCUCUCAGGCAAGAACUUGAAGACACCAUUUCCUCCCUAAAGUCACAGGUUAAUUUUCUGCAGAAGAGAGCAUCCAUCCUUCAGGAGGAACUGACAGCCUAUCAAGGGAGAAGAUAACUGCAUGGAAAAGCAUGAUGGAUGCAGUUACCCAGACUGAGCCGGGGACUUCUCCCAACAGGUUUGAAGAUUUGGAGAUUGUAAGGAAAGCUGUGAAAUCGGUGGCAUUUAAUACUGAAGUGUACUUUAAGAUCAUAAAAGCACAUGUCAUC